Messenger RNA from Salvelinus fontinalis (brook trout), 6437 nucleotides. Its product is annotated as integrator complex subunit 3-like. NCBI's taxonomy places the organism in Eukaryota, Metazoa, Chordata, Actinopteri, Salmoniformes, Salmonidae. The record is from RefSeq and is a predicted model, not a curated record. Bases 2 to 3103 code for a protein of 1033 amino acids. Gene Ontology annotation, cellular component: cytoplasm. The transcript is spliced from 29 exons.
GAUGGAGCCUUCACCGGCAAAGGGGAAACCGCAGGGUCGCCUAUUGGUGUCCACGACUCUGGACGCAAAAGAUGAGCUGGAGGAGCGCUUGGAGAGGUGUGUGGGGAUCGUCACCUCAUUGACAAAUGGCCUGUCAGAGCGUGAGGCCAACGAUGCCAUCACAGCCAAUGUGUGUAAGGGCCCCCAGCAGCACGAGGAGGUGUGUCUGGGACUCUUUGCUCUGCUGCUCACCGAGCCUCCACAGGCACAGAGGUGCUACAGAGACCUCACCCUGGUGAAUAGGGACGGCAUGAACGUGAUCCUGAUCAAGAUCAACCAGAUCCUCAUGGAAAAGUUCCUCAAGCUGCAGGACGUGUGCCGCACACAGUUGGUGUGGUUGGUGAGGGAGCUGGUGAAGAGUGGCGUGAUCGGCGCGGACGGCGUCCUCAUGACCCUUAUGAAGCAGAUCGCAGGAGGAGACAUCACCAGUAAGAACCUGUGGCUGGCUGAGAAUGUUCUGGACAUACUGCUGGAUCAAAGGGAGUGGGUGCUGAAGAGUGGCAUGCUGAUAGCCAUGUCCGUGUACACCUACCUGCGCCUCAUCGUGGACCACGGCACCCCGGCACUGCUGGUCCUCAGACAGAAGGAGGUGGACUUGUGUAUCGGCCUGCUCCGAGAGAAGUUUAUGGAGUGUUUUAUCAUUGGGAGAGACCUGGUGCGUCUGCUGCAGAUCGUGGCCCGGAUCCCGGAGAUGGAGCUACUGUGGAAAGAUCUGCUCCACAACCCCCAGGCCCUCAGCCCUCAGUUCACUGGUAAGGGUUUGCUGCAGCUCCUGACCGCUCGCACAUCCCGCAAGUUCCUGGCUUGUCGCCUCACACCAGACAUGGAGACCAAGCUGCUCUUCAUGACCUCCAGGGUGCGUUUUGGCCAGCAGAAGCGCUACCAGGACUGGUUCCAGAGACAGUACCUGUCCACGGCAGAGAGCCAGUCGCUGCGCUGCGACCUGAUUCGCUACAUCUGCGGCGUGGUGCACCCAUCCAAUGAUGUGCUGAGCUCUGACAUCCUGCCCCGCUGGGCUAUCAUUGGCUGGCUGCUCACCACCUGCACGUCUAACGUGGCGGCCUCGAACGCCAAGCUUGCCCUGUUCUACGACUGGCUCUUCUUCAGCCCAGAGAAGGACAGCAUCAUGAACAUAGAGCCGGCCAUCUUAGUGAUGCACCACUCCAUGAAGCCUCAUCCAGCCAUCACUGCCACUCUCCUGGACUUCAUGUGUCGGAUCAUCCCUCACUUUUUCCCCCCUCUGGAGGGGCAGGUGCGGCAGGGUGUCUUCAACUCUCUCACCUUCAUCAUGGAGAAAAGAGUGCUGGCUCAUCUAGCUCCUCUGUUUGACAACCCCAAACUGGACCGGGAGCUGCGCUCCAUGCUGAGGGAACGCUUCGCAGAGUUCUGCAGUUCCCCCUCACCCCCCACCGAGGGAAGGGAUGAAGGUGCAAAUGAAAUGAAAAUGGAGGAGUCUGUUUCCUUGGAGAUGGACAAUCAUGUUCUGCUUGACAAGGAGGAUGGUUGCUACGACAACACGGAGGCUGCCUUCAGCGACGAUGAGGAGGAGGUUAACAACAAGGGUGAGGGCAAUAAAAAGCGUGAGUUCAGAUUCCACCCAAUCAAAGAGGCCAUUAUUGAGGAGCCCGCUGACAUCACUCCCUACGUGGAUCAGUUGGACGACACGAUGAAGGAGAAGGUGUUGCAGUUACAGAAAGGAAGUGACACAGAGGCACAUUGUGAAGUCAUGCAGGAGAUAGUGGAUCUGAUCCUGGAGGAGGACUUUGACUCAGAGCAGAUGUCCACUCUGGCCUCCUGUCUGGCUGAGCUCUUCAAGGGCCACUUCAGAGGAGACGUACUGCCUGACGACAUCACAGAAGAGUCGCUGGAGGAGUCUGUGUGUAAGCCUGUGUGCCUGGUGUUCAGGAACCUGUGUCAGAUGCAGGAGGACAACAGUGGCUUCUCAGUGCUGUUGGAGAUGCUGGCGGAGCUCUACCAGAAACAGCCCAAGAUCGGCUAUCACCUGCUUUACUACCUCAAGGCCAGUAAAGCAGCGAUGGGGAAGAUGAGUCUGUACGAGUCGUUUGCCCAGGCCACAGCGCUAGGAGACCUGCACACCUGUCUCAUGAUGGACAUGAAGGCCUGCCAGGAGGACGACAUCAGGCUGCUCUGCUAUCUCACACCAUCCAUCUACACUGAGUUCCCAGAUGAGACAUUGCGCAGUGGAGAGCUACUCAACAUGAUUGUAGCAGUCAUCGAUUCAACACAGCUUCAGGAGCUGAUGUGUCACGUGAUGAUUGGCAAUCUGGUGAUGUUCCGCAAGGACUCUGUCCUCAAUAUCCUCAUCCAGUCUCUGGAAUGGGAGACGUUUGAGCAGUACAGUGCCUGGCAGCUCUUCCUGGCCCACAGCAUUCCACUGGAGACCAUUAUCCCCAUCCUGCAGCACCUCAAGUACAAAGAACACCCAGAAGCACUCUCCUGUUUGCUGUUGCAACUACGCAGGGAAAAACCCAGUGGUGAGAUGGUGAAGAUGGUGCUGAGUCGGCCCUGCCACCCGGAGGACCAGUUCACCACCAGUAUCCUGCGCCACUGGGCGGCCAAGCACGACGACGUCCUGGGGGAACACAUCAAGGCCCUGCUCAUCAAGAACAACAACAUGCCACGCAAACGCCAGAGUCUGCGCAGCUCCAGCAGUAAACUGGCCCAGCUGACCCUGGAACAGAUCCUGGAGCACAUGGACAACCUGAGGCUCAACCUCAGCAACACCAAGAACAGCUUCUUCACACAGACGCCCAUCCUGCAGGCACUGCAGCAUGUCCAGGCCAGCUGUGACGAGGCCCACAAGAUGAGAUUCAGCGACCUCUUUUCAUUGGCCGAGGAGUACGAAGAGCCCUCCUCCAAGCCUCCCAAGUCACGGCGCAAGGCCCCCGCCUCCUCCCCGCGGUCGCGUAAGGGAGCGGCCACCCCUGUGAGCAACGAGGAAGAGAGCGCGUCUAGCAGUGCCUCGGAGGAAGAGGACUCCAAACCCAAAGCCCCCAAGAGGAAGAGGAAAGGCUCAUCUGCGGUGGCCUCGGACAGCGACUGACAGCCCCACAACCAACCCGCUCCCACCUGCACAUAGUGACAUCCCUGUAGACAGGACCGUCAGCCAACCAGCUUCUCCAAACCACUGAGGAAACCCCGCCCCCAGAGACACUCAACAAGAGGGGUCGGGGCUCCUCCGCGUGGACUCUUGUGCUACUGGCCGGAGCCAUGGAGACACUCGACCUCACCUCUCACUGGUCAUUGGCUGCUUUGUGUCAGUUGGUCUGGCUGGAUUGGUCAGGGGGAGCAUUCCGAGGGGAAAUGCCAGUCGCUGUGGCACAGACUGACAGAAGUACUGUUACGAGAGGGAUAUCUAUAUCCUUGAGGAAAUGAUUACAUGACUAGACUGGAUGUCUGGCGGGUAAAUGUGUUGCUCUAUUGUCACUUAGUUGUCCGCCUAUCACACUGCACUUAGAGACAUCAGACAAAGCAUUUUAUAAGCCGUGACCAUGAUGACCGACCAACCAGCAAGACCAUCCAAUCCAGGCAAUUUUAACAGAGGCACAUGUGAAAGGUUUAGGUGAUUCCUACCGUUUUGAGGGGGGGGGGGGGGUGCGAGAGUUGUUGAAGUGAGGAGAAAUAGUCACCCAUGUCCCAAUCCCAACCCCAUAGAGAAAAAUGUUCCGCCCCACAUCUGAAAAACUCAACGCUUGGUUGAUUAACAUGCCUGUCCCUGUUCACCCUUCAUUUCUGAUUGGCAAGAAGCGAGACCAUGGACACACGCUCUCAUUGGAUCAUUUGAACCACAGAUGGUUGGACUGUAUGCGAGGUCAGAAAUAAAGACUGUAUGAAUGGAGGAGACAGAUGUAGUUGCUGAACUUUUUAAUGGAAAUGUCUUUCUACUGAACUAUUUUCAUAAAAAAGAUCAUAACUAUGUUAAAUGAUUAUGAUAUUAAUAAAAAAAAGGGCUACAAAAAAAAAGAACCAAGUGGUGGAAGCAUAGUCUUAUGUGUUUGACAUUAGAGUUUGAAUGUUGCGCGUCGAUUCGGGCUUAUGGUUGUGAUUUGACACGCUGAAGCACAGCUCACACAAGUCAAUUGUUGUUGUAACACUACCCAGAACAGAGAGGGACUGUCAAAGAGUACAGCAAAGAGCUUCUGCCGCUGCAAUAAAUGAGUAGCCAAGUGUAUCGAUAGCUAUGGGGUUUUAUUCUUCUUAGCAGCUCCUUGUCUCUAUUUUAAUUUAGAGUAAUAUUUUGUUUUCUCUGGUCAUAGUAACAACAUGAAUUUGUGCAUGUGGCAGAUGCGGUGGGGACUCGACUUUCACCAUCAGCUGGAAGACUGUCCCAUCUCUCUGUUCACUCUAACCGGAGGAAAGUAAGGAGAGAGCAAGGACCGUGAGAGGCAGACCCUCUGCUGCUUUCUUUCCCUCCUCUGAGACUAAUGCCAUGUUCAAAACAACUGGGGAAAUCUCAGACUUACGACUUCACAACUGGUAACUCGGGGGGCGGUACGAGAUGCGACUGGGAAAAACCGCUUUAAACGGUCAUCCAACUCUGAAUUCCAAAUCGUAAACUCUGGCAUCUGUCUGGAGCUCCGACUUUCCGACCUGAAUAUGACGUCAUUAGACCUCGUUUUCUUUCGAAUCCAGAGUUGUUUUGAAAGCAUGCAGGUACCAUCAGUCCAGUCAAUUUAUGCUCAGCUGUGCCUCGCAAGUGCUGCACCAACGGAUCUAUUUCGUUAUCAAAGGUAGAGUUUUGGAAUAUGAUGUCUGAGAAUAACAACAUUGGCAGACCUGGCAUUUAGCCAACCUUUUGAGUCAACAAACAAAUAUGUUUGUUGACUCAAAAGGUUGGUUACCACUGCUUCAACAGAUUCAAAUCCAAGGAUAACUAGGUAGAAAAUACUACAUAUGUAUCCACUGAUAACUGAAAUUUAGACUUAAUUUAUAUUUUUCAGUGAAGUAAUUAAUAACAGGCAAGAACAUUCUUAUUUUCAAGUUGUUGUAGAUAAGGAAUAUCAAAGCACACGUUGAGAUGAAUGAAUGUACAAGAUUGAAACGUACUUUGGUGAUAAUGCCUGAGAAGCCGGUGUUUGGAGGAAAUAUUGGCACGCGUGUUCGGCCCAAGACGAAGUGGAGACUGAGAAAUGCUGCCUGACUCUCUCUCGUCCCAACUCCAACACGUUCAUUACUAUGGGACAGUUGGAGAUCGAAUUUGAAUAUUGAAACAAUGUGGCAAAUGUCGGAGAGACAGACAGCAAUGUUCAUACAGAUCUCUGCUGUUGAAAACUAAAUGUUAGUCUUAAAGAAAUGUGAGAUGCUUUUUAGAGCGGAGAUCAAGAUUAUAUCUUCCCUGCCUGGGCUGAUGAGACAGUGGAUUGCGCAGUCAGAUGGAACAGAGUAAACAGGCAUUUUAACAUCAUACAUUUAGCUGGUGGAUACCUUCAUAUGAGACUGCUAUAUACACUGCUCAAAAAAAUAAAGGGAACACUUAAACAACACAAUGUAACUCCAAGUCAAUCACACUUCUGUGAAAUCAAACUGUCCACUUAGGAAGCAACACUGAUUGACAAUAAAUUUCACAUGCUGUUGUGCAAAUGGAAUAGACAAAAGGUGGAAAUUAUAGACAAUUAGCUAGACACCCCCAAAAAAGGAGUGAUUCUGCAGGUGGUGACCACAGACCACUUCUCUUCCUAUGCUUCCUGGCUGAUGUUUUGGUCACUUUUGAAUGCUGGCGGUGCUCUCACUCUAGUGGUAGCAUGAGACGGAGUCUACAACCCACACAAGUGGCUCAGGUAGUGCAGUUCAUCCAGGAUGGCACAUCAAUGCGAGCUGUGGCAAAAAGGUUUGCUGUGUCUGUCAGCGUAGUGUCCAGAGCAUGGAAGCGCUACCAGGAGACAGGCCAGUACAUCAGGAGACGUGGAGGAGGCCGUAGGAGGGCAACAACCCAGCAGCAGGACCGCUACCUCCGCCUUUGUGCAAGGAGGUGCACUGCCAGAGUCCUGCAAAAUGACCUCCAGCAGGCCAAAAAUGUGCAUUUGAAACAAUAUCCCACAAUCCAGGUGGGAACAAUGGAGAACUUAAGUAUGAUCCCCAAUUAGAGACAACGCUAAUCAGCUGCCUCUAAUUGGGAACCAUACCAAGCACACCAACAUAGAAAUAGGAAAACUAGAACACCCCCCUAGUCAUGCCCUGACCUACAACACCAUAGAGAACCAAGAGCUCUCUAUCGUCAGGGCUUGACAGUUAGUCUGAAGAGAGAGAGAGAGAGAGUUUCUAAUUGUUUUUUGUUGAUAUUGUUUUCUGUCUUCUCACUUUUGUUUGUUUAUUUAACUUGCUUUGGGAAUGUGAACACGUUUCUCAUGCCAAUAAAGCCUCUUUAAAUUGAGAGAGAA